Oryza brachyantha (malo sina) is the source of this 1578-nucleotide messenger RNA. Its product is annotated as cytochrome P450 89A9-like. The coding region runs from base 1 to 1578 and encodes 525 amino acids. NCBI's taxonomy places the organism in Eukaryota, Viridiplantae, Streptophyta, Magnoliopsida, Poales, Poaceae. The record is from RefSeq and is a predicted model, not a curated record. Gene Ontology annotation, cellular component: membrane. The transcript has 2 exons. Gene Ontology annotation, molecular function: heme binding; oxidoreductase activity, acting on paired donors, with incorporation or reduction of molecular oxygen, NAD(P)H as one donor, and incorporation of one atom of oxygen; iron ion binding.
AUGGCGCUUCUCGUGUUCCUCGUCUCCAUAGUUUCACCUUGCCUCGUCGCCUUCGCCGCCGUCGUCGUCGUGGUGGCUGGCAGUACCGCCUUGCAAUGGCGGCACGACGUGUACAGUGGUAGCAAGCGGCUUCCACCUGGGCCUCGACUGCGGCUGCCGCUCCUCGGCAACCUCGUCCUCCACGCCCCGACCAUGGCGUCCCUCGCGCCGGCGCUCCGCCGGCUCCGACGCUCGCACGGACCGGUCGUCACUCUCUGGGCCGGUCACCGGCCGGCCGUGUUCGUCACCGGCCGAGAUCUCGCGCACACCACUCUGGUCCGCGCGGCGGCCGCCCUCGCGCACCGCCCGCCGUCGCCUUUCAACUCCUCCCGCGCCCUGAGCUUCAACCGCUACGGCGUCAACACCGCCGAGUACGGCGCUCGCUGGCGCCGCCUCCGCAGCAACCUCGGCGCGUGCGUUCCGGACACUCGGUCCGCCAGGGCGCUGCGCUGGUCGGCGGACAGGCUUGUGGCGACGCUGGAGUUCGAGGCGACGACGGCCACGGCUGCAGGAGCAGCCGCCGGUGUCGUCGCGCCGACGGAUGCGUUCCGCCACGCGGUGUUCUCCUUCUUCGCCGUGCUCUGCUUCGGCGAGGAGGUUAGUGACCUCGUGCUGUGUGAUCUCCGACGUGCGCACGCCGACAUACUCGCCCUCACCGUCGAGCUCGGGGCCUUCCACCUCGUGCCGACGGUGAUGAUGCUCCCAUACUUGCACCGGUGGUGGAAGCUCAGGGGCCUCCAGAGGACGCAUCACGACAUCGUCGCCACCCUCAUCUCCGCUCGCCGGUCGCGGCGGGAGAAAGCCGACCGAGACGCGGAGGAUUCGCGCUCCAUGUGCUACGUCGACACGCUCCUGGAGCUCGAGCUCGGCGACGACGAGAUGGUGAGCCUACUUAUUCCUUCACUGUGCUGGGAGUUCAUGAACGCCGCCGCGAAGACCACGUCGACAGCGCUGGAGUGGACCAUGGCACGCCUCGUGCGGCACCACGACAUCCAGCGGAAACUACGCCUCGACAUCGUCAAGACCAACGGCGGCGCCACGCCGUCGCCGUACUUGAAGGCGGUGGUGCAGGAAUCCCUGCGCCGCCACCCGCCGGCGCACUACCUCCUGGCGCACACGGUGGACCGCGACGUCCCCCUGGAUGAUGGCGGCCACGUGAUCCCAAAGGGAGCCAUCGUCAACUACGCGGUGGCCGAGAUCGGCCUCGACGCGACGGCGUGGACGGACCCGGACGAGUUCCUGCCGGAGCGAUUCUUGGAAGGCGGCGAAGGCGCCAUGGUGGAUGCCGUCUCCUGCGGCGCCGUGGCCACCGAGAUCAGGAUGAUGCCGUUCGGUGCUGGCCGGAGGGCGUGCCCCGGCGCUAACGUCGCCGUCUCGGCGCUGCACUUCUUCGUCGGGAGGUUGGUCGAACGGUUCGAGUGGUGGCCGGCCGUGGGUGAGGGCAAGAAGGUGGCCGUCGACUUGUCGGAGAAGGCGGGGCUUGUCACGGUGAUGAAGACACCUUUGCGCGCUAUUCUCGUCCCGACUACUUCCGCCUAG